This is a messenger RNA of Eurytemora carolleeae, 877 nucleotides long. Its product is annotated as ES1 protein homolog, mitochondrial. Bases 18 to 788 code for a protein of 256 amino acids. Lineage: Eukaryota; Metazoa; Arthropoda; Copepoda; Calanoida; Temoridae. The record is from RefSeq and is a predicted model, not a curated record. The transcript is spliced from 9 exons.
CCAAGUUUCAGAGACAAAUGCAAGGGUUGAAGAUUGGGUUGAGAACAGGACUCCUCUCUGUAAACCUUGGACCCGGAGCUAUUCUAUCUGCAGCUAUGGCGUCUGCUGCUGGCCACAAGGUUGCUGUUGUAUUGUCUGGUUGUGGUGUUUAUGAUGGUACAGAGGUUCAUGAAGCUGCAGCUGUUCUUGCAGCUCUAUCUAGACAUGGGGCUACCCCUCUCAUGUUUGCUCCUGACAAGAAGCAAGCACAUGUAAUAGAUCAUACUGCUGGAUCUGAGAUGGAUCAGGAGAGAAAUGUACUAAAAGAAUCUGCCCGGAUUGCUCGAGGUUCAGUUUCUCCUCUAUCCGAGCUAAAACCUGGAGAUGUAUCCGCUGUAGUGUUUCCAGGCGGGUUCGGAGCUGCUAAAAAUCUCUCCGAUUUCGGAUUCAAAGGAGCAGAUAUGGAUGUAGAUCCUGAGGUUCGGCGGAUAAUCUCUGAAUUCCAUACUGCUGGGAAACCACAAGCUCUCUGCUGCAUUGCUCCAAUACUAGCUGCUAAAGUUUUGGGAGAGUUUGGAGUAACCUUAACCCUUGGUAACACCGGAGCCGAGUCUGAUUGGCCGUAUCAAGGAUCUAUCGAAGCUGCCAAAUCAUUCGGCGCUAACAUGCAACUCAAGAAUGUAGACGAGGUGGUAACAGAUGAGAAGAACAAGGUUGUGAGUACACCAGCUUUCAUGUUCAACGGACAGUUUCAUCAGAUCCAGGACGGAGUAACUAAAAUGAUUGAUAGUCUAGUCAAGCUCCUCUAGAUGGAAGUAAUACCCGGGGAAGAUGGAAGAAUCGUACCCUGGUGAUUUACAGGAUUUUAGAACUUACUAAGAAUGAUUUAUAUUUCAGA